Molecule: messenger RNA, 5434 nt
Organism: Centropristis striata (black sea bass)
Lineage: Eukaryota; Metazoa; Chordata; Actinopteri; Perciformes; Serranidae
Gene: kidins220b
Product: kinase D-interacting substrate 220b
Molecular function (GO): protein binding
Source: RefSeq, a predicted model, not a curated record
CAGGAGCCCCCCCCCCCCCCACCACCGUUACCAUGGAUACCACCACCUCCAUCAAGAUGACCACGCUGGCCAUCCAGAACCUGUUCAGCUACGUAGAGGACGAGAACCUGCCGGCUCUCAGGAACCACCUGGAGCGCUUCAAGGAGGUGGACGGACGCAGCGACAACGGUCAGACCCCCCUGAUGCUGGCGGCGGAGCAGGGCAGUCUGGAGAUCAUCCAGGAGCUCAUCAGGAGAGGAGCUAACGUCAACCUGGACGACGUGGACUGCUGGUCGGCUCUGAUCUGUGCAGCUAAAGAAGGUCACGUGGAGGUGGUGAAGGAGCUGCUGGAGAACAGCGCCUACAUCGAGCACAGAGACAUGGGCGGCUGGACGGCUCUGAUGUGGGCGGCAUACAAAGGCCGUGUGGAGGUCACUGAGCUGCUGCUGGAGAACGGAGCUAACCCCAAUACUACAGGACAGCAGUACAGUGUGUAUCCGAUCAUCUGGGCAGCAGGUCGAGGACACGCCGACAUCGUCAAAGUUCUGCUGGAGAACGGAGCUAAAGUCAACUGUUCUGACAAGUAUGGGACCACCCCUCUGAUCUGGGCGUCCAGGAAAGGACACUUUGACUGUGUGAUGCACCUGCUGGAGAACGGCGCCGACGUGGACCAGGAGGGGGCGAACUCGAUGACGGCCCUGAUCGUGGCUGUGCGUGGCGGCUACACUGAGGUGGUGAAGGAGCUUCUGAAGAGGAACCCGAACGUCAACAUGACGGACAAAGACGGGAACACGGCGCUGAUGAUCGCCGCCAAGGAGGGCUACACCGAGAUCGUCCAGGACCUGCUGGACGCCGGGACGUACGUCAACAUCCCCGACCGGAGUGGGGACACGGUGCUGAUCGGAGCGGUGAGGGGGGGACACGUGGAGAUCGUCAGAGCGCUGCUGCACAAAUACGCCGACAUCGACAUCAGAGGACAGGAGAACAAGACGGCGCUGUACUGGGCGGUGGAGAAAGGGAACGCCACCAUGGUGAGAGACAUCCUGCAGUGUAACCCUGACACCGAGACCUGCACCAAGGACGGAGAGACUCCUCUGAUCAAAGCCACCAAGAUGAGGAACAUCGAGAUCGUGGAGCUGCUGCUGGAUAAAGGAGCCAAAGUGUCUGCAGUCGACAAGAAAGGAGACACGCCCCUCCACAUCGCCAUCCGUGGGCGGAGCCGGCGCCUGGCCGAGCUGCUGCUCAGGAACCCCAAAGAUGGCCGCCUGCUGUACCGGCCCAACAAGGCCGGAGAGACGCCCUACAACAUCGACUGCAGCCACCAGAAGAGCAUCCUGACACAGAUCUUUGGAGCCCGUCACCUGUCGCCCACGGAGACGGACGGGGACAUGCUGGGCUACGACCUGUACAGCUCUGCGCUGGCCGACAUCCUGAGCGAGCCCACCAUGCAGCCGCCCAUCUGCGUGGGCCUGUACGCCCAGUGGGGCAGCGGCAAGUCCUUCCUGCUGAAGAAGCUGGAGGACGAGAUGAAGACGUUCGCCGGACAGCAGAUCCAGCCGCUCUUCCAUUUCUCCUGGCUGCUCGUCUUCCUCUCCCUGCUGCUCUGUGGCUCCGUGGCCCUCGGCCUCGGCUUCACCGUCGACCCCAAGCUGGCCAUGGCCGUGUCCCUCAGCCUGCUGGCCCUGCUCUACCUCUUCUUUGUGGUGGUGUACUUCGGCGGGCGGCGGGAGGGCGAGAGCUGGACGUGGGCGUGGCUGCUCAGCACCCGCCUGGCGCGGCACAUCGGGUACCUGGAGCUGCUGCUACGGCUGAUGUUCGUCAACCCGCCGGAGCUGCCGGAGCAGAGCACCAGAGCCCUACCUGUCAGGUUCCUGUUCACCGACUAUAACCGGCUGUCGAGCGUCGGCGGGGAGACGUCGAUGGCCGAGAUGAUCGCCACGCUGUCAGACGCCUGCGAGAGAGAGUUCGGCUUCCUCGCCACACGCCUGUUCAGAGUGUUCAAGACCGAGGAGACGCAGGGGAAGAGGAAGUGGAAGCGGACGUGCUGCGUGCCGUCCUUCGUGCUCUUCGUGCUGGUGCUGGCGUGCCUGCUGACCGGCAUGGCGCUGCUGGCGGUCUUUAAGGUGGACGGGGAGAACCGGACGGUGAACGGCGUGCUGGUGGCCAUCGGCAGCGUGGUGGGGCUGGCGCUGCUGCUGAACUGCAGGACCUGGUGGCAGGUCACCGAUUCGGUGCUCCACUCCCAGAGGAAGAGGCUCCACGGCGCCGCCAACAGGAUGCACAAGCUGAAGAGCGAGGGCUUCAUGAAGGUCCUGAAGACGGAGGUGGAGCUGAUGGCGAGGAUGGCGAAGACCAUCGACGGCUUCACGCAGCAUCAGACCAGACUGGCGGUCGUCAUCGACGGGCUGGACUCCUGCGAGCAGGACAAGGUUCUGCAGAUGCUGGACACGGUGCGGGUCUUGUUCUCCAAAGGUCCCUUCAUUUCGAUCUUUGCCAGCGACCCUCACAUCAUCAUUAAGGCCAUCAACCAGAACCUGAACAGCGUCCUGCGGGACUCCAACAUCAACGGACACGACUACAUGAGGAACAUCGUCCACCUGCCCGUCUUCCUCAACAGCCGGGGACUGUCCAGCGCCAGGAAGAUGUGUGCCGCCGCACCGGCCAACGGGGACACUGCCAACACUGAGGGUUGGCAUGAGGAGUUGGACAGGAAACUCUCUCAGCACAGUUUGGGAGAGUUAACAAAGUUUGGCAGCAAGACGACCCUGAACCGCCGGGACACGUACCGGCGGCGGCAGGUGCAGCGCUCGGUGACUCGCCAGAUGUCGUUCGACCUGACGAAGCUGAUGGUGACGGAGGAUUGGUUCAGUGACAUCAGCCCCCAGACCAUGAGGAGGCUGCUGAACAUAGUCUCAGUCACAGGCCGCCUGCUGAGAGCCAAUCAGAUCAGCUUUAACUGGGACCGCCUGGCGUCCUGGAUCAACCUGACGGAGCAGUGGCCCUACAGGACCUCCUGGCUCAUCCUCUACCUGGAGGAGACGGACGCCGUCCCCGACCACGCCACGCUCAAGACCAUCUACGAGAGAGUGUCUAAGAACAUCCCCACCACCAAGGACGUGGAGCCUCUGCUGGAGAUUGACGGAGACGUCCGGAGCUUCGAGGUCUUCCUGUCCUCACGGACCCCCGUCCUGACCGCCAGGGACAUCCGCACCUUCCUGCCCUGCACCGUCAACCUGGACCCCAAGCUGAGGGAGAUCAUCGCAGAUGUUCGUGCGGCCCGUGAGCAGAUGAAUAUGGGCGGGGUCCCCUACCCGCCCCUGCAGGAGGCCCCGCCCCGCCCGGUCUCCGUGUACAGCCAGGUGUCGUCGGCGUGCUCGCCGUCCGCCUCCUUCAGCGGGCCGUUCAACGCGGCGCCGGGGGGCGUGGUCUCCCCGACGCCUCACAGCAGCUACUACAGCGGCCUGGCCGGGCCGCAGCACCCCUUCUACAACAGGGGCUCCUCCGUGGUGUCGGGCCCCCCCCCCGUGCUCCUCAGCUCCAUGGCGACGGAGGCCGUGUGUGAGCGCGUGCGGCUGAUCGACGGCAUCGACCAGAGCAUGAUGGGACAGUACAGCGCCACCAUCAGGAAGGCGAACGUGAACGGCAGAGUUCUGUCUCAGUGUAACAUCGACGAGCUGAAGAAGGAGAUGAACAUGAACUUCGGAGACUGGCAGCUGUUCCGAGCCACGGUUCUGGACAUGCGCCACAUGGAGAGCCAGGUGCUGCACGAGGAGGCGGCCAGUGAGCAGGGCAGCGUCGUGGGCGGGCACGCCGAGGCCGGGCGGAGGGCCACGGCGCCGAUUCACGCCGGCGCCGCCAACACGGACGCUUCGCCCAUGUACAGCUUCAACCUGAGCUUCGAGGAGCUGAGCGGCGUGGGGCUGGACGAGGCGCCGCGGCACGGGAACAUGCAGUGGAUGGGUGGCGCUCACCGCACCGCCAGCAUGACGAGUCUGAACUCGCAGGAGUCGUCCAACGACAUCUCGAGACUGACGGACAAGCAGCAGGCGGAGUACCGCAACGCCUACCAGGAGUACAUCGCCCAGAUGGCGCAGGUGGAGAUGGGCGGCGGCGGCGGCGAGCGGCCUGUGCAGCCGCAGCCGGGUCAGUUCAUGACGUCAUCGGAGGACAAGAGCAAAGACGGCGGCGAGCAGGACGCACGCAAGUCCUUCAGCAAGAGAGGCGGGGCCAAACCGCCGGCGCCAGACAGCGCCGACUUCGCCCCCAACGGUGACGGCCUGGACCCGAUCACGGAGGAGGACGAGAAGGGCGACCACGGAUCCUCCAAGUCGCUGCUGACCCGCAAGACCUCGGCCGAGAGGGGCGGGCUGUUCCAGGGCGCCGCCGACCUGAAGCUGAAGGCCGGCGGCGGCGGGCUGCGCUACCAGAAGCUGACGAGUGACGACGAGGAGUCGGAGGAGUCCGACAACGCUCCGCUGCUGAAGGACGGGAAGAAGGCGGCGGACGCCAAGCCGCCUGGUGGCUCGCUGGCGCUGAAGGGGAAGGACUACCUGUCGGACGCCAUGCUGGACAAGAAGGACUCGUCCGACUCCGGCGUGCGGUCCAACGAGAGCUCACCGAACCACUCGCUGCAGGACGAGGAGGCGGACCUGUCGCAGCUGGAGCGCGCCAACCUGAUCGAGCUGGACGGGAAGCGCGGCGGCCUCCCCAGCAGCCUGAGCGGCCUGCAGGACGCCGCCACCGCCCGCAUGUCGAUCUGCUCCGAGGACCAGUGCAGCCUGCUGGCCAGCAGCCCCGAGGAGAGCUGGCCCUCCUCCAAGUCCUUCAACCUCAACCGCACGCCGAGCAACGUCACGCUCAACAACAACACCAACGCCCAGCAGGGCAACCGGCCCCGCCCGCCGCCCGACGGCCCCUCCUCCUCCUCCUCCUCCAGUGAUGUCAUCCUCUCCCCGAGCUCCGCCCCCACCGCCACCACCGGCGCCACCCGGCCGGGCCCCAACAACGAGAACGUCCGCGUGGUUCACCUGAAGAGGGGCCUGAAGCCCGGAGACCCUCCGGAGAUCUGCACCGUGUCCUCCGACACUGUCACCUUCGGCGAGGAGCGGGAGAGCAUCCUGUGAUCUAAUCGUGACCUCAUCGUGACCUCAUCGUGACCUCAUUGUGACCUCAUUGUGACCCAGAGAGCGCUGAGGGUCCACCAGGAGCCGCUCCGGCCCCCGAACCACCAAAAAGUUUGACAUAUCAGGAAAAUGUUAGAAAUCAGCUGUUUGGCUGGAAAUUUUAAAUUUUGGAUUUUAACCGUCACAUGACCUUUGAUCAUGUGACGGUUAAAGACUGUUAAAGGUCGUUAUAGGUUGCGGCGGCUAGUGGCAGUGGCUAGUGGCAGCAGUGGCUAGUGGCGGCGGCUAGUGGCAGUGGCGGCAGCGGCUAGUGGCGGCAGCGGCUAGUGGCG